Suillus clintonianus is the source of this 1812-nucleotide messenger RNA. RefSeq names its product GMC oxidoreductase-domain-containing protein. Gene Ontology annotation, molecular function: flavin adenine dinucleotide binding; oxidoreductase activity, acting on CH-OH group of donors. NCBI's taxonomy places the organism in Eukaryota, Fungi, Basidiomycota, Agaricomycetes, Boletales, Suillaceae. The record is from RefSeq and is a predicted model, not a curated record. The transcript is spliced from 16 exons. The coding region runs from base 1 to 1812 and encodes 603 amino acids.
AUGUCUCUUCCUUCAUCCCCAACAGAAUUCGAUAUCAUUUUCGCAGGAGGUGGUACUGCAGCCUGUGUUGUCGCAGGUCGCCUAGCUGAAUAUGAUCCCUCGCUGAGGAUAUUGAUUCUGGAAGCGGGUCAACACACCCUCAAUAAAGAUGCUCAUGUGCAGCCCUACCAAUAUCCCUUCCAUCUAGCUCCGACGAGCACCACGAUGUCAGCAAUCGUUGGAAAUCCCUCUCCUAAUCUCAACGGCCGUGCACCGAUCGUUUCCUGCGGUCGUUGCGUUGGCGGAGGCUCAAGUGUGAAUUUUCUGGUGUACACUCGUGCACCGACUUCGGACUUCGAUGACUGGAGAGCCGAUGGUUGGGAAUCUGAGAAUUUAAUUCCUCUCAUGAAGAAGCUGGAGACAUAUGAGGUGCAGCCAGAUCGUCCAACCCACGGGUACGACGGACCUAUAAAGGUGUCCUCUGGUGGGUGUAAAAUGGGUCUUUCCGACGAGUUCAUCCAGGCCGGCAUAACCUAUCACAAGAGGCCAUAUUCAGAGGACACUAAUGAUUUGGAAACAUGCAACACAUACAGUCCAUGGCGGAAGUUCAUUGACUCAAAAACCGGGAAACGUUCGGACGCAGCCCACCACUAUGUCUACAACCAAGCUCACAACUUGAAUCUGCACGUCUGGGAUGGAAAGCGGGUGAAACGAGUCCUCUUCGAGGACAAGCGUGCUGUAGGUGUUGAGUACACCAGCGACCCAAUAUCUUGCCCAGGCGCGGAUCAGUCGACGAGUAUUGUCAGAGCAUCCAAGCUUGUUGUUAUCUCUGCUGGGGCGUUCGGUUCCCCGACCAUCCUGGAGAGGUCUGGGAUCGGUGCUGAGGCAGUUCUCAAGCGAUGUGGUAUCGAGCAACUAGUGGAUUUGCCCGGAGUUGGUGAAAAUUUCAACGAUCACAAUGCCGCCUUUGUUCCAUACUAUGUUGCUGACGAGAACGUUACCAUGGAUGCCCUCUGGCGUCAGGAAGAGAGCGCUCUACAAGAAAACCUUGCGCAAUGGAAAAUCGAUGGCAAGUCGCUCGUUGCACAAAAUGGCGGUGACGCAAAAAUCAAGUGGCGUCCUGAUACGGAGGAGCUGGAGGCCAUGGGUCCGGCUUUUCAACCACGAUGGAAGGAGUUCUUCCAGGACCGCCCAGACAAGGCCGUCGCAAUAUUUGCCAUCUUUUCGGGAUACGCGGGGCCACUUAUAGGAGUCCUCCCUCCUGGGAAGUACACAAAUUCCAGCUAUUAUACGCUUUACCCGGCCUCUGUUGGAAGUGUUCAUAUUAAAUUGGAAGAGGAUGGUAAGGAAGGAAUCGACUUUACAUCAGGCUUCCUAGACGAUCCAUCCGAUAUCGUACCUCUUAACUUUGCAUACAAGAAGAUGCGCGAGAUCUAUCGACGCAUGCCUUCUUACCGAGGUGAAAUCACCGCUGGUCAUCCUAGUUUCCCGGAGGGAAGCGCUGCAGCCUGUGGGAAACAAACUGGGCCAGUGGACUUGAAUGCGCCUGACAUCAUCUACACUGCCGAAGAUGACAAAGCGAUUGAGAAAUUCCACCGUGACAACGUGCAAACGACUUGGCACUCGCUUGGGACUUGCGCCAUGAAGCCAGAGGCAGAUGGAGGAGUCCUUGAUGCUCGGCUAAACGUAUACGGUGUGUCGAACCUGAAGGUCGCAGAUAUGUCUAUCGCGCCGUUGAAUGUUGGCACGAACACGUAUUCGACGGCGCUCCUUAUUGGAGAGAAGGCUGCGAUGAUCAUAGCUCAAGACUUGGGCAUUGAUUGCAGAUCAUGA